This is a messenger RNA of Coregonus sp. 'balchen', 8794 nucleotides long. The record is from the annotation of a GenBank genome assembly. Lineage: Eukaryota; Metazoa; Chordata; Actinopteri; Salmoniformes; Salmonidae.
AUGAAGUACAAACACACCUUAGGGGCCGAGUUCCUGUCCAGACUGGGACCCGAGAAAGACCUCCCACUGGCCGAAGCAGCCUUCCACUACCCUCCGCCCUCGAGGGAAGCUGGUCUACUUCCUCCCAUUUUUUAUCUAAAGGAAGUGCCAAUAAGCAGCAAUGGGCAAGAAUGUGAACAACUUUUCCACUGGUUGAUAGCAGUGGCUCACACAGCACUGCAGAACCCUAAAAAGGACCCAGGAGGGGAACGCUCAGUAGAACCACCAUGAAGACCGUUAGGAUAGCCCUUCUCAUCCUCCUCCUAACCCUGCUCCAGCUCCUCACUACAGGUAAGCCUACAGGGAUAUUUAGAUCUGCUUUUGGGAGUAAAAUAUUACUACAAACUUACUUGGAUAAGAGAUCGCAUGUGAUGACAAAGGAUCUAUUGUCGCAUAACCAGAACUUUUUCAGAAAUUUUGGAAUCCAGGCAGUAAUGGAUUUAGAAAGUUACACAGCUGUGUCUAGAGCUAUUAGAUGAAUAACAGUUGUAAAAUGGAUGCUUAAAAAAUAGACAACAUGACUUACCAGUAAUUGGAGUUGUAUAGUUAUUUUGUCUUGAUAAGUAGAAUAAUUGUUUUAAUUGGCUGUUGUAUUUACUUACCAUCUUAAUCAGACUUGGUUUGCAACAAAAAAUCUUGUAUAUGGACAUUUGGAUCAUUAAUUAUGUUAUUGUAUGUCUGGGAGUUGUUCUAACAGACAGGCUCACACGUUUAACAUUACUCCAGGGACGUCCAGUGAUGCCUAAGUGGGUUUCUCCAUUUGCCCUGAGCAUGAGAUAAGAGCAGCAUUGUUUUUUAUUGUUGUUGAUGGGAAUCUUGUGUUGUGUGGUGUUCCCAAAAUAAUGUAAAUUAUCCAGGUCAACCCCAUGUGGAGGAAGGUACAGCCACAAACCUUAAUAAGGUGCAAUUAAUAUUUAUAAAGUAGUAUACAAUUUCUGAACACUUUGUGUUAAAUUGCGUCAAGUGUUACCAGGAUAACUCAUAAACCUCCCCAUUUUACAUUACAUUUUAGUCAUUUAGCAGAUGCUCUUAUCCAGAGCGACUUACAGUUAGUGAAUGCAUACGUUUCUUUUUUCAUACUGGCCCCCCGUGGGAAACGAACCCACAUCCCUGCCGGCCAAACCCUCCCCUACCUUGGACGACGCUGGACCAAUUGUGCGCCGUCCAUGGGUCUCCCGGUUGCGGCCGGCUGCGACAGAGCCUGGACUCGAACCAGGAUCUCUAGUGGCAGACCACUGCGCCACUCAGGAGUCCCCAUUGUGCAAGUCACCCAAGAGGGGCACAUGGACAUGAAUGUUGACAGAGAGAUCAACCAAAGCUAUUGGCAGGACCUAAAGCAUCCCUAUUUUACUAGAGGUCUAUUGAAAGACAAAAUGCACACCUAAAAUAGUCUUUAUUAGGUGUGUAUGAGGAACCCUGUUCAUCACCUUGUGUUCACUUUACACCUUUAUUUCAAGUCUACUUUAUUUCAAGUCUACUUUAUUUCAAGUCGACUUAUGAUCAACUUUAGCCAUCAUUGGCAAACUAUUCGAGGGAUGUAAUGCAUCGGACAACACGAAUAACAAAGACAAAACAUCUAGGAAUAAAAACACGUCCAAGGCCAAGACAAAUGAAUGUGGUUACUUGGGCUGGUGGAAAAGAAAAAGAGGGAGUCUCCAGAUUGUUUGUUUUGAUUGGAGCAUGGGCACGGAUCCAAGAGGACCGUUAACCACCAUGCACUGCCCAGAGAGGUGAUUGGAACUGCAGAUAGCCAGUGGGAACCAAACUGCCCUUUCUCUCACAGGGGGAGAGAUUAUUGUGAAGUGAAAUGGUCCAAUCGGCAGCAAAUCUCCUUCCAGCAUGAAUCUAAACACCUGCAGGAAACACCCAAGCAAAGGUCACUGCAGUGCAAGCCUCUCUACAGUGACGAGAGAAAUUGACGUUUUCUCCCUGAUAAAUAUGUCCCGCCAUUAUAUACAGAAAAUUAAACUGAUAAAUGGUGAAAUGCAAGUGUAUUUAGCCUACCAUGUAAGCUUAAUGAUUGCGCUUUCCAUUUGUCUGUAUCAUGGAAAUAGAUUAUUAGUGUUGCCAUAAGGUACAGUACUUAUUCUGAAAGGGUGGGGGCAGGGGUGAAUCUGCCGCCACUGCCGAUGAGGAGUGGUCUCUGUACAAGACAAAAUGCAGAUAUAGCAGAGGGAAAAUAAACAAAAGCAUUGGGUUAUGUGCUCAAAAGUCAGUGUGAAACAUCAGGCACGAAGACGGUCGAGCUGAAGCUGCAAAAGCCCCUCUCUGAUGGGGGAGAAGACAGGAAAUCCUGCCUGGCCCUUUGGCUGUUGGGGCCAGGGGACAACAAUACUCUGUCUGGGACAGGAUGCAGCAUUUCACAGGUCUGGGCCUGAAGCAGAGGAUAUCCACCUCAAAGUGUCACAGACUGGGUGGCUUUCUCGUUAAAAUCGGACUAUAAAAAAAAAAAAUGAUGUAUGUCAGACAGUGGUCUUUCAAACCCUGCCAAACAGGAACGACACAAUUGUCUAACCUUUGGAUCUAAAAGGGACGAUUAUUUCUGAGGAAAUGUUUUAGCAACCAAGAUAGAAAUGGUGAAUUUUGAUCUGUCAUAAUGUGAGCUCUUUGGAGUGCUCACAUCCUCUAGAUUGUAUUAGGAUUUAGAGCCGCACUUUACCGAGAAUUAGUCUGCAGGUGAAUCUUGUUGCUAAAUGUGGUACAAUUAUAGGUUCUCUUAGCAGGAAUUAUUAGCCAACAUUAUAUUACAUUCAGUCUUAAAAACGUAAACAACUUACUAAAUCAUGAAGUUAUUUUUUUCCUGUCUGUCGUUCGGUAUGGUUAUGGUGUUGCCACAGAAGUUAAGUAUUGUUCAAAAAGAUCAGAAGACCCAUUUACAUUUUAGUCAUUUAGCAGACGCUCUUAUCCAGAGCGACUUACAGUUAGCACAUACAUUAUUUUAUCGAACCCACAACCCUGGCGUUGCAAACGCCAUGCUCUACCAACUGAGCUACAUCCCCUGCCGGCCAUUCCCUCCCUUACCCUGGACGACGCUGGGCCAAUUGUGCGCCGCCCCAUGGGUCUCCCGGUCGCGGCCGGCUACGACAGAGCCUGGAUUCAAACCAGGAUCUCUAGUGGCACAGCUAGCACUGCGAUGCAGUGCCUUAGACCACUGCGCCAAUACCAGAACCAGCAGCAGGGCAACCUGAUGGAUUGCCAUUAGACCAAGUUCCACGUAGAUAUAUUAUGAAAUAUUAGCAUUAUUUAGGUAAUAUUUCAAGAGAUUAAUAAUAGGCAGACACAUAGACAGUGAUAGUAAUUUAAAAAAUCUGGUUGCAUUUUUAAGUCGAAGAUUUGCUCAUCACCUACGACUCCUGCUGCUACUUUUGGUGGAGAAAUCAGAAUUAGCUAAGUAACAUAGAUAAUUAAGAUGUCUUAUCUGCAGAAUAUGCUUAUAUGAUUGAACUGUUGAACUCUUGUUAUUAGAAUGUCUCCUUUCGGACUCAGUCACCUGGGGCCCAGAGAGGGGAGAAGUCAGGCUUGUCUAUCACACGUCCCUGUUGCUAUGCAGAAUAUCAGAAAGAGAAUAGGGCAAAGGAUUUUAGAAGGAAACAUUGUUUCCAUAUGUGAAUAUGUGUCUUUACCUAUUGCAAACCAUGUGAAGGGAUGCCGUGAGUAAUGGGGAACCAAUCACUUGUCUCCACAAUGUCUAUGUGUCAGUCACCCCCUCCUUGGGCCUUGGGGAGAUUGUUCUCUCCCCUGGUUCCUUUUUUAGCAAGCUGGAGACUAAGUAACAACAAAUGUCCUUUUAAGUUCUUAGUACUGAACAAAACAACAAGUUCUUUGUAUUUGGGGCCAAGGUCUGGCACAGGAUGUGUGGGGUUGGUGUCUGGAACCAUUGUACGUCAUCUCUGAUGUUGCACAUAUACUGAGAUAGUAGAUAACCCAGAGGCUCACUCCACUCAGUGGGCUCUCACUCUACUCACUCUGUGGGUGGUGUGACCAGCUCCCUUAUCGAUACGUUAUUUUAAUAAAGUUAAUAUUCUGAUUGGUGAUUGACCUCAUUAUUGAUUAAAAUAUCCACCACAUACGUUUUGAUGAUUUGCAUCUUAUUGUACACUACUUGAUCUGUCAUCAUAGCAACUCAGACACCCGACACAAGUGUUCGUCCUCCCACUACAUCUGUCCCUACAACAAUUGCUGCUGCCACCACUGCUGUGACCACACCCAGUAAGUAAAAGAAAACAUAUCAAAACAUGGUCUCAGAUUCAAACUGCUGUAUUCAUCUCUAGUUCAAAUAACUGUCAAAGCCUUAGGACAUUGUAACAUUAGAACGUGUUCCUUUUUAGAGAGAGGUACAGUAUGCUGGUGUAUAAACUCUGCUCUUAGACUGAUUUUACAUUCCAGAGACAGAGGAGAAAUCUGUCACAGUAACUGCCACGCCAAAACCUGCACCAACAUCAGAAAAGACAAAGAAUUCAUCCCCACCCCCACUCUCAGUGCAUUCCACAUCUCCACCUGCUAAGGAUGAUGGUGAGACUUCAUAGACAUUUAAUUUAAAUUUGCCAUUGAAAUGUAAUUUGGAGGAAAAAAAACUGACUACAGUCUGCUCUAUAAACUGUAUUUCUACGACAGAGGUCCUAUACAGAUGUGCUCAUAUGUCAAAUAAGCUCGACAGAUGUAUGGCUGUUGGAAUAACCAAAUGAUAAUAACCAGGGGCCGACCGUAUAUACAGGAUCUCAGAGUGCUGAUUUAGGAUCAGUCUUGCCUUUUAGAUCACAAUUAAUAAGAUUACAUGAACAGGAGGGACCUGAUCCUAGAUCAGCACUCCUACUAAGAUGCUUGAUGCAUACUGCCCCAGACCUUAAAUGUUAGAAAUGCUCUAAACGAAUGCAUUCUUCUCCCUUCACGGGGGUAACAGAAAAAGGGGCAGCGAGCCAGGCCACAACAACUGUUACCACCAGUCACCCACCCCAAGAUAUGACCACAGUUCAGCCUACAUCAAACCUUCACUUACAAGGUAAGAAGAGAUUAUGUUACCCUCUAACAUAACAUAUAAAAUAAUUAAAAUAAGAUGAACAUUAUCCAAAAUAUAAACCAUCAACUUAGUGAAUACCAUUGGUGUUUAAUAUGUGGGUUUCAGCACGAAACAGUUGCACACCUACUCAUUCAAGGGUUUUUCUUUAUUUUUACUAUUUUCUACUUUGUAGAAUAAUAGUGAAGACAUCAAAACUAUGAAAUAACACAUAUGGAAUCAUAUAGUAACCAUAGACAUUUAAUUUAAAUUUGCCAUUGAAAUGUAAUUUGGAGGGAAAAAAAACUGACUACAGUCUGCUCUAUAAACUGUAUUUCUAUGACAGAGGUCCUAUACAGAUGUGCUCAUAUGUCAAAUAAGCUCGACAGAUGUAUGGCUGUUGGAAUAACCAAAUGAUAAUAACCAGGGGCCGACCGUAUAUACAGGAUCUCAGAGUGCUGAUUUAGGAUCAGUCUUGCCUUUUAGAUCACAAUUAAUAAGAUUACAUGAACAGGAGGGACCUGAUCCUAGAUCAGCACUCCUACUAAGAUGCUUGAUGCAUACUGCCCCAGACCUUAAAUGUUAGAAAUGCUCUAAACGAAUGCAUUCUACUCCCUUCACGGGGGUAACAGAAAAAGGGGCAGCGAGCCAGGCCACAACAACUGUUACCACCAGUCACCCACCCCAAGAUAUGACCACAGUUCAGCCUACACCAAACCUUCACUUACAAGGUAAGAGGAGAUUAUGUUACCCUCUCUCAAAUUACAAUAGAGAUAAGAUGGAUGAUAGCAAGCAAAGCAUUGGGUUAAAGACACCUUCUGCUCAGUAAGGGGGAAUAGCCUACGGAUUACAGUAAAGCUAAAAUUGUCAUUCUUCAGUUAUUCAGACAACUGCACAGAGACUUUCACCAGGAUCCUUGACCACCUCCAGACCAGAAGAGAAAGGUACAAUUUACUGUCAAUCUGCUUUAUUAACUUAUAUUCCAUCAAAUAACCCACUGAACCAAUAACUUGGGACUGGAUAAGACUGUAACUUAAAGGUGAAGUUCAGGAUUUUACAACUAGGUGUAGAUGGUUCCUCACCCUGGAAGUAGUCUAUAUCGGAAAGGAAGAUUGUAAUGCAUGGUUGGGUUUUCGCUUAACAACCACUAAAAACCUCAGCUAACUUUAUCCACUUCUAGCUAACAAUCAGUGGAAGUGACUUAAGUAUACUCAUUCUAAUAAAUAAAUAUGACAAAACAGCUUCUGUAGAUAUUACAUAAUUUGGAAUAGCCUUCAUUUCUUAAUUCAAACACUUGAUGUAUUAUCCUCAUGACCCCAUAACAAUGGUUUACCAUUAAUGUUUUCUUCAAUUUCAGGCGGUGGAAUUAGAGGCAAGUCUAAAGCACUAUCACUGUCCCUCAAUUAGGGUUGCAAAGGGAGGGUAUAUUACUGGAAACUUUUAAAGUUUACCAGUAAACUACCAGAAUUUGGGUAACUUUCAAAGAUUUUAUGUAAUUUAUCACAAGACAUCUAGUGGCUCUUCUGGGUACUUCAGAUUAUCACAGGUGUCUGUAAUUAUCUCUGGUCCUCUGUGGCCUUAUAACAUAUAAAAUAAUUAAAAUAAGAUGAACAUUAUCCAAAAUAUAAACCAUCAACUUAGUGAAUACCAUUGGUGUUUAAUAUGUGGGUUUCAGCACGAAACAGUUGCACACCUACUCAUUCAAGGGUUUUUCUUUAUUUUUACUAUGUUCUACAUUGUAGAAUAACAGUGAAGACAUCAAAACUAUGAAAUAACACAUAUGGAAUCAUGUAGUAACCAAAAAAGUGUUAAACAAAUCAAAAUAUAUUUGAGAUUUGAGAUUCUUCAAAUAGCCACCCUUUGCCUUGAUGACAGCUUUGCACACUCUUGGCAUUCUCUCAACCAGCUUCAACUGGAAUGCUUUUCCAUUGUCAUUGUCCUGUUGAAAAACAAAUGAUAGUCCCACUAAGCCCAAACCAGAUGGGAUGGCGUACCACUGCAGAAUGCUGUGGUAGCCAUGCUCAUUAAGUGUGCCUUGAAUUCUAAAUAAAUCACAGACAGUGUCACCAGCAAAGCACCUCCUCCUCCAUGCUUUACGGUGGAAACCACACAUGCGGAGAUCAUCCGUUCAUCCACACCGCAUCUCACAAAGACACGGCGGAUGGAACCAAAGAUCUCCAAUUUGGACUCCAGACCAAAGGACAAAUUCCCACCGGUCUAAUGUCCAUUGCUCGUGUUUCUUGGCCCAAGCAGAUCUCUUCUUCUUAUUGGUGUCCUUUAGUAGUGUUUUUUUUUGCAGCAAUUCGACCAUGAAGGCCUGAUUCACACAGUCCCCUCUGAACAGUUGAUGAUGAAAUGUGUCUGUGACUUGAACUCUGUGAAGCAUUUAUUUGGGCUGCAAUUUCUGAGGCUGGUAACUCUAAUGAACUUAUCCUCUGCAGCAGAGGUAACUCCGGAUCUUCCAUUCCUGUGGCGGUCCUCAUGAGAACCAGUUUCAUCAUAGCGCUUGAUGGGUUUUUGCGACUGCACUUGAAGAAACUUCUUCAAGUUCUUGAAAUGUUCCGUAUUGACUGACCUUCAUGUCUUAAAGUAAUGAUGGACUGUCGUUUCUCUUUGCUUAUUUGAGCUGUUCUUGCCAUAAUAUGGACAAAUAGGGCUAUAUUCUGUAUACCCCCCUACCUUGUCACAACACAACUGGUGACUACCUUAUGAAGCUGGUUGAGAUAAUGCCAAGAGUGUGCAAAGCUGUCAUCGAGGCAAAGGGUGGCUAUUUGAAGAUUCUCAAAUAUAAAAUAUAUUUGUAUAUUUUUAACACUUUUUUGGUUACUACAUGACUCCAUAUGUGUUAUUUCAUAGUUUUGAUGUCUUCACUAUUAUUCUACAAUGUAUAAAUUGGUCAAAAUAAAGAAACACCCUUGAAUGAGUAGGUGUGUCGAACAUUUUGACUGGCAGUGUUCCAACUAGGCACCACACCUGACCAACUGAGCUAAUUGAUCAAUUCAACACACCUGGUCUUCCAGGUCGGUUAAAUCAAAAACAUGAUGUGCCUGCGGCACUCCAGGACCAGGGUUGCCUAUCCCUGAUCUAUGUUUUACCAAUAACACACCCACCAGAGGGUGCACACACUUCACAUUUGACUGUGUUGUCAGUGUGUGUGUACAAAGUCAUUAGUCAAGCCGUGAUCAAUUACAGCUCAUCAUAAAUUGGCUACAUGACACAUUGUUCCAACAAUGGUACUAAUCCAACUUCUCAUACUAUGUGAAAAACAACAGUUUUGUCUGCCACAUUAAAUAAAUAUGUUCUUCCUCUGUGUCUAAAGAAAAUAAGCUGCUGUGGAUUCUUUUGCCAGUCCUGGGAGUUGUGGUGGCUGCUGUCAUCUUCGUUCUCAGAUUUAAAUGCAUGAAGGUCCACGAUCACACAGGUAUUACUUAAUGACUGAAUUAGAUGUGACUCUGCACAGCACUAUGUCUACAUACACAUGUUGACAUUACAAACUAAGUAUCACACCUUUUUCUUUUGUCCCUGAACAGAGGCAACUGAUAAUGGAACAGAAAAGUAAGUAUAGUCUUUGGACUGUACAUGAAGAUACCAUUUAGACCAGACCCCAUUUGAACAGUUAAAAUAUACCGUAAUCUUUUAAAGAAAAAUACUAUAUUUUACUCCCAAUAUGCUCUGCUCUCUCGUCUUUGCAGUGCCUCUUUCCAGAGCAGGCCGGACAGCACCAAAGAUGGUGUCAUGCUUCUCGGGGUGAAGUCCUCAGGU